Messenger RNA from Salvelinus sp. IW2-2015, 1868 nucleotides. RefSeq names its product perilipin-2. Lineage: Eukaryota; Metazoa; Chordata; Actinopteri; Salmoniformes; Salmonidae. Gene Ontology annotation, cellular component: cytosol; lipid droplet. Gene Ontology annotation, biological process: lipid storage; positive regulation of triglyceride storage. The record is from RefSeq and is a predicted model, not a curated record.
UAYGGACGCUGUCUGUUCACUGUCAAAUCAAACCUGAUAUAGAGUGAGUUACUAUACUGCUGGGAACAUCAUUUACCAAAGUUAACCAACAGGUUUGACAUGGAGUCAGUUGAAGUCGUCAAUAAUCAGAAUGUGGUUGAGAGGGUGGCCAGCCUCCCCUUGGUGAGCUCCACCUAUGACAUGGUGUCCAGUGCCUACUGCACCACCAAGGAUAACCACCCCUACCUCAAGUCCAUGUGUGAGGUGGCCGAGCUGGGGGUGCGAACCAUCACCACUGUGGCCCUCACUGGUGCAGCGCCGAUCAUCGGCAAGCUGGAGCCACAAAUUGCCAUGGCCAAUGACCUGGCCUGUAAAGGUUUGGAUAAGAUUGAGAAGACCUUGCCAAUCCUACACCAGCCUUCUGAGCAGAUUGUUGCCAACACCAAGGAUGCAGUGACCGGUGUCAAAGACGUGAUGUCUGUCACCGUCACGGGGGCCAAGGACAGUGUGUCCCACACCUUGACUAGCGCGGUGGACCGGACUAGGGGCGCUGUGCAGGACAGUAUGCAGAUGACCCGGGCUGCGGUCAGUGGUAGCGUAAACACGGUGAUGGAGAGCCGCAUGGCCCAGAUGGUCAGCAGUGGAAUGGACACGGCCCUCACCACCUCCGAGCGCUUGGUGGACCAGUACCUGCCUCGCACUGAGGACGAGCUGGAAAUGGAGGCUAAAACGGUGAAAGGGUUCGACGUGGCCAAGGAUGCACCUAACUACUAUGUCCGUCUGGGCUCUCUGUCUACCAAGCUGCGUAAGAGAGCGUACCACAAGGCCCUGGCCCAGGUCAAAGACACCAAGCAGCGCAGCCAGGAGUCCAUCUCACAGCUCAACCACACUGUGGACCUGAUUGAUUACGCCAGAAAGAAUAUUGACGGAGCUAACCAGAAGGUGAAAGGCAAACUGAGCUCCCUGGUCGAGUGGAAGUCUAAUGAAGGAGAUGGCAAUGAGGCAGAGAACAUAGAGUCGAGGACCCUGGCGAUGGCUCGCUCCCUCACUCAGCAGCUGCAGACAACGUGCCUGGCGCUAGUCUCUGGUCUGCAGGGCCUUCCACAGAACAUCCAGGAGGAGGCGCUGUCCCUUAGCCACUCUGCCUCGCAAAUCUACUCCAGCUUCAGCAAAGCGUCGGUGUUCGGGGACCUGUCGGAUGGCGUUCUAGCCAGCAGCAAGGCCCAUCUGAACAAGAUGAAGGAGUCGCUGGAUGACGUCAUGGACUACCUGGUGAACAACACGCCCCUCAACUGGCUGGUACCAGACUUCACCUUCUCAGACUUGGCCUCGGAACCUGACCUCUCCUCAGUUGAGGACGAUGGCAUGUCAGAUGAGUCCAACAGCAACGAACCCCUAUCAGCUCCCCUUGCCCACCAAUAACCUGCAUUGUCAGAUAAAUAAAAUGUCCACAGAUCAUCUGUCUGUAAUGCUUAGUUAUAUUUGAAAAUAGAUUCUAAUAUUUUUGAAAUACCAUUGGUAGACAUUCAUAGUAGUUGAUUUGGACACUGUAUUUGAAAAUACACUAUGUAUUUAAAUAUGUAGGUAUUAAAUACACAUGGAUUUGAACAAAGGUCUGUUCUGUUGUGGAAUGAAAAAAUAUUUAUUCGCUGUGAAAAAAAAUACAGUUUUGAAUGGGAUUCAAGAUAUCAUAGAAUCCAUGAGCGCAGUCAUUUAAGAUACCAUUUUUGUGGAUUAUCUACUGAUGCCUUAAUGACAGCGUUUUUCAUUUUUGUACUUCUUGCACUAAACCGUUUAAAAACUACAAGGCACAGAAGGUGGCCACGUUCCCAGCGUAUUUUCAUGGCAGGUGUGUGAGCCUUUAAAUAAACAUUGCASCUAUACAGUAA